Molecule: messenger RNA, 505 nt
Organism: Paramecium octaurelia
Lineage: Eukaryota; Ciliophora; Oligohymenophorea; Peniculida; Parameciidae
Source: the annotation of a GenBank genome assembly
AUGAAUAAAAAUGUAGGAACAAGAAACGAUGUUUAUCAACAACAGAUUAUCGAAUGCUUUGAAGAUGUAUAAAAUCAGAUUGAAGUAAUAUAUGUGAUUAAUCAAUUUACUAGUGUUCAUUCAACAAAAUGGACUUUUAUUUAGAUUCACUUGUAAAUAAUACUUCUGAUUCAUUGAAUCUAAAUACCUUUUAAAAACACAAUUUUAUACCUAUAUUGAACACUCCUUUAAUUAAAUUUGAGAAUUCAAACUUUGCUUAAUCAAUAUGUUAAGACAUAUAAUCAUAAAUCAAACUUAAUAUUAACAAUUAACUAGAAAUCAAAGACCAAUAAUUAAAUUAAACUAAUCAAUUAAAUCUCAAACCAUUCACUUAUCAAUUAAUCCCACAAUAUAAAAUUUCAUAAACUGAAUAGUGUUAUACAAUAGCUAUUAAUGAAGAUUGUUCAAUAUUAUUAGUUGGAUGUAAUUAACAAAUAAAAGUAUUUGAAUUCAAGUAAGGAAUCAC